Leptinotarsa decemlineata (Colorado potato beetle) is the source of this 1931-nucleotide messenger RNA. RefSeq names its product ornithine decarboxylase 2. Gene Ontology annotation, molecular function: ornithine decarboxylase activity. Lineage: Eukaryota; Metazoa; Arthropoda; Insecta; Coleoptera; Chrysomelidae. Gene Ontology annotation, cellular component: cytoplasm. The record is from RefSeq and is a predicted model, not a curated record.
AGAACUACUUAUCAUACUUCGAAUUUCAACUAUUGCCACAUAACAUCAAGUACUAGUUGUAUUCGGUGCAUAAAAGAAUCGAAUUAUCAGUUGAAAAUUGAUCGCUAUUAUGGAGUGUGCUAAUCGUAUUCAAGUUUUGGACAAAAAUGACGAUGUCUAUUCGGUCAUCAAGAAGAUCACAGAAGAAGGCGGCCUAGACGAAUCUUUUUAUGUAUGCGAUGUCAGCGAACUUGUGUGGAAAUGCAACAACUGGAAAAAACUCAUACCCAGAAUUGAACCGUAUUACGCUGUGAAAUGUAACGACAGCAGAAUCGUCCUUCAAACAAUGGCAGCCUUGGGCACAGGAUUCGACUGUGCCUCGAGGGAGGAAAUAAGAAGGGUACUUUCAUUAGGAGUCAAACCGAACAAGAUCGUUUUCGCCAAUCCUACCAAGAAGAUCAGCCAUAUCAUCUACGCUGCUGAAAUGGGUAUAUCUGCGAUGACCUUCGACAAUGAAUUUGAACUAUAUAAAAUAAAGAAACACUAUCCCGGCGCAGAGUUGAUACUGAGAAUAAAAUGUGACGACGUGACUGCCAAAUAUGUCUUGGGACAAAAAUACGGAGCUGACCCAGAACAGGAAUCUGAAAGACUACUUUCACUGGCCAGAUCACUCGAUUUGAACGUUAUUGGAAUAGCUUUUCACAUAGGAUCAGGCUGUUCCAAUUAUGCAAUUUAUUCAGAAGCUUUAGCGGCAGCCAGGCAUGUUUUCGAUAUCGGAAAAAGUUUGGGCUACGUAUUCAGAUUUCUGGACAUUGGAGGUGGAUUUCCGGCAAAAAAAUCGAAUUCUAUCGAUGAGAUAGCGAAAUAUGUGAACAAGGGCCUUGCAGAAUACUUUUCAGACACAAACCUGCAAAUUAUUUCUGAACCAGGCAACUACUUCGUCAACUCAGCUUUCAAACUCGUCUCCAACAUACAUUCAAAAAGAAUUAUAACCGAAGCAAGAAAAAACGGUGCAAAAGAAACGAGUCUUCGAAUGUACUACAUUGAUGUCAGUUUAUACACAGCUCUAAUACCGGUUCUAUUUCAAGAAUUCUACGAGUGCCGUCCCGUCAAAUCCAUUCCCAACGCACCCGAAUAUCCCAGUAUUAUUUGGGGUCCUACGUGCGACUGUAGUGACAAAAUAUCUAACGGAGCUGUACCUAUGAGAGAUAUGGAGAUCGGAGAGUGGAUGAUUUUUGAGGAAGCAGGUGGUUACACUCUGUCGAUAGCGAGCGAAUUCAACGGGUUCCCAGUUCCUGAUAUACAUGCAGUAGUUAAUGAAGAAGAUUGGUUGUUCCUCACGGAAAAAGCACCAAAGCCUCUCAGUAGAGAAAAAUUUGUUUCUAGUAAAAAUUUAGAAAGCUAUUUAACUGGAUUAGGAACUCCAUGCACAUUCAGAACAAAUUACUUUUGAUUUACUGAAUAUUUUGCUAAAGACAUAUAGAUAAUGAAGAGUUAUCAAAUUUAUGUAAAUAAUUAAUAUGUUAUCAAACCUGUUUUACAUCAUUUUAUUAUUGUUAUUUUUGGCCGCAUAUUAGCAACUAGUUCUUCCAGUUCAUUUGUUCAAUAGGCAAGAAGGAAAUAUUGACCAUGGAUUCCUGUAGAUAGCAAUAUGGUAGGAAGAUUUAUAUAAAUAGUAUUUGAUUGUGAACACUGAUGUAUUCCCUAUAUGGGGAUUUAUGCAUUUUUUAGAGAUAGAGAGCCCUUACAUCGCGUUUCACCAUUCUGACAAUGACUUUGUCAUUCUUCAACAUCAACUUUUUGCUUUGCAAAAAAUUAUUGAUCAUUGUUCAUUGAAAAUAAUGCCUCAGGAACGCUCUGAAAUAAUCGAUAGAUAUCUAAUCAACAAACCAAUGUACACAAUUACUGAAACACUGUUGGGUGAAAUAAACGAUUUCAAAAUCUAAACGACA